UAUAAAUAGUUCAUAUUGAUCCUUAAACUUAAGAUACCGUUGUGAUAUCAAAUUAAAAUUGUAGGAAGUAAGUUUAGAGAAAUGACGCCAUAAAAUUUAUCUCAAUAUUAUUAAUACGUUACUCCCGUACAUUUUUCCCGUACACAGGUCUUAGAGUUGUUUAUUUUUAUAAAAAUUAAAAAGGCAAACCGGUCAGCUUGGUUGCCUUUUUAAUUUUGCCAUAAUUAUGAAAAUAACAAUCGUCAGCAAUGAACAAGACACCCACUAUGAAUAUCACAGACUGCACUGAGUUGUCCAUGGUAUGACGAAAGUAUUAUGUCUCCUGUCUCUGUAUUUUUACUGGCAUAAAAAAAGCAAAAUAAAGUCGUAUGCAGAUUUUGUACAGUCUCUUUCCACCACCAAGAGAUGUUAAUUUAAUUAUUAGCCACUAUAUUUUUAUACUUUAGCUGUCUACCUUCUAGCUUCACUAUUCACGUUUCUCUUCCUUCCUUUCUGAAUUUCCUGAAAUUUUCAUGGGAAUAUAUUCCGUAAAAUUUUUUUACACGAUAUCAAUAUCAUAAUAGAAUAUCUAAUCAAAUUAAUGUUUAAAUUUAACUAUUCUAAUCCCAACCUAAGGUUAAGUUUAGGAUAAUGUAUUUGGUAUGGACUGGUCAAUCAAUCUUAUUGUGUAUAUACUUAUGCAUUCGUAUAUCUUCAAUGUUAUUAUUAUGUCUGUCUUUUUAUAUUCGUAGAAAUCGACAGUUAUUUUAGUAGGUAAUAUUAGUCAUAACAAAGCCAUCAAAUAAACAUUGGACAACAAACAUAAAGAUAUUCCAUGUGGAUUCAGGACAAAAUAUUAAUGUACGAUAAAAUCAUAACAUGUUUUCCUUCUGUGACAGCUGUCCGUCCGUUUAAUGCAACAUAAGUAUUUGUACCAGACAAAAAGAGAAUACACACACACACUUAGUUCUGAACACCUGUAGCCAGACAUAAGAUGGUUCAAAAUGACAAUUUUAAUACAAUAUCUUUACUAAUAUUAUUAAUGUGACGGUAAAUUUGCUUCUUUUUUCAUAGUCCUAAUGAAGUGUCUUCUACAUCAACAAGGAUGGAAAAGCACAUAUGCUACUUGGUUUCAUUAUGAUCAAUCAACAUAUUCCGAUCACGUGAACUAAGUUGCGGCUAAAAAUUGGAUGAAUAACAAGAAAAAAAUAUUAAUAUUUGAAUCAGCGUCUGAGAACAUUUGAACAAAACAUUUGAUCAUGAAGGCUAAAAUUCGAUAAAAUUCAAUUCAAUAAUAAACUAAAGAACUAUAUAAAUAUUGCAAAAUAAUUUGCCACAUACACAAUCUAAUUUACUAUUAACUGUUAGGUAUACAUUUUUUUGACAUGUCGACGAUUAUCGGUUCGUGUGUAUUUGUGUGUAAUCUUUUCAAUCAAUUUAAGUCUUCAACUGAUUAAUUAUCGCUUUUACAAAGAUUACGUACGUUCGACCAGAUUUCAUGUUUAUAAACAUUAAUUUUCUUAAUGUUAUAUGUCCUUUUUCAACAUUUGCAGCUGUAGUGUCUAAUAUAUAAGAAAUAAAUCUAUUCAUCGCAUGAUCACUUCUACUUUUUCACUCGUGAUUUGUUCAUCGAAAAAUAUAAUAAUAAUAUUAUGAAAUCUAGUACUAAUUGUGCACUGUUAUGUACAGUUUUAUGUUUAGCUAUAGUAUCGAAUGCAUACAAAUUUAUUAAAACACGGAAUGAUAAUUCAAUAUGCAUUAUUAAACCAUUACCAAACACGCAUACUACUAUAAUUGUUAAAUUAGAUGAUGACGACUUAAUUAUAACAAAAUGUUAUCAGUUGGAAAUAACUACACCUUUAAUGGUGUUUAAAGGUGACAAAGUAUUAUACAAUCUACUGCAUAAAAAACAGAAACUAUUUUUAUAUAGUAAACCAAACAUAAUAAUUAUAUCAACAAUAGAGAUGCUCCUCAAUAAUUCCAUUUUCGAGAUGAGUUUGCAGUCUCAUUGGUCGUUAAUGCACCUAAUAAUUACAAACACCAAUAUUAAUUGCAAGCAAUCAGAAACGAAUUCAGAUUUUUUAUCAAUGAUGGAGCGUUUCCUUAACGACUUGUGGCACAGAUAUCAAUUAGUUUAUGCACUCAUUGAAUUCCCUCUGGCCUGUCCAAAAAGAUUUAUUACAUUCGAUGGUAACAAGCGACCAAAUGAUAAUUUAUACAACAGAACUAUAACGGUAAUAGAAGAGAAAGAUUUAGAAGAAACUCUAAAGAAAAGCCAAAACAGGUUAAGUGAUGGCUUCCCUUUAAAAAUAAAUAUAUUUGAACGGUUUCCCACGACUUUCACAAAAUGUAAGAAAAUUUACAACUACAUAAAAUUCAAUAUAAAUAUAACGAAUGGAUUCUGCGGAAUGGAUGCCUUAAUCAUGCACGAUUUUAUAAAAACAUUUAAAUUUAAUGUUACAUUCGUCAGUAAUGAAGAAAUUAACAAAUAUGGUUAUGUCGUAGCAGGUCAUGCUUCUGGUAGCUUGGGUGGUGUGAUACGCCGAGAAAUAGAUAUUUCAUUUAAUUCGAGAUUUUUGGUGAAAUACACGGAAAGCGGCUUCGACUUUCUUAGCUACGUAGCAGCUGAUUCUUUAUGUGCUCUUACCCAGAUUCCAAAUGUCGUGCCACUUUGGAAAUACCCCAUAAACAUGUAUAAUUAUAAACAGUGGAUGUUCAUAAUAUUCAUUUUUAUGAUAUUAGGUGUAGUGAAAUGGUUGUUCAGUAAAUGUUUUAAUUGGAUAACUGGGGAAAAACUACACGGACCACAGAUAUAUAUAAUAGAAACUGUAUGGAGUGCGAUGUUCGGUUUUUUUCUGAUCAAGAAAAUCCGACGUUGUAUUUUUAUAGCCAUGUGCCUAUUAAUCUCUAUCGUUCUUUCUGCAAUGUAUCAGGGCCAUGUAAACUAUAUGUUUACAACUAUAAGACGAUAUGACCGAAUGAGAACACUUCAAGAUCUCUGCGAAUCGAACAUGCCACUAUACACGUCUCCUGCGAUGUUGAUAUUACUCGGAGCUGAUACCAUAGACGAGUCCACCAGCAAUACAAUGAAAACAAUUCUAAAGCACGUAAAGUUAUAUCCAGAGGAUCCUAAUUUUAGAGCUGAUCCAGUAACCACGGCAACGCUCCAAAGGCGAUCAGAUAUAAAUUUGGAAAUUAUUGAAAACUAUACAGAUAAAGAUGGGAGACCAUUUCUAUAUGUAAUAGAUGAAUGUUUUUGCAAUUUGUACUUAUCGUACAUCGUCAAAUCAGAAUUUCUCUUCACUUCACAAAUCCGAGGUUUCAUGAUGCGGAUGGUGGAAGCAGGACUUCCCGAGAAAUAUUACAAGUGGACCAGAUACACGUUGCGUUUAGGAGACAUUAUACAGAAUCCAAUCUCGGAACCUCGUUUUUUCACUAAAAUCACUUUAAAAGAACAGCGAAUACCUUUUGCUCUGCUUUUAUGUGGUUAUAUUGUAUCCAUCCUCUUAUUUAUAAUUGAAAAAUGGUGUUAUUACCGUACAAUUAAGACAAAAUCAAAGAAAUAAAUUCAUUUAUUAUUCGCCAACUUAAUAACGGUUGUCCUAAUUAUAUACUUGGAUAGAUUUUAAUAUCCAAAAUAACGUAGGACUAAAUAGGUGAAAUAUAUUGGUCGCAAAAUCUCAUUUUGCUGAAGAAAAUUAAUGUAUGAAUUUUAAAGAAACUCAUCAUAUGAAUCUGAAAAUAUAUAUUACCUGAUAAAUAUUGUUACCUAAAAAAUAAACCAAUAACGAGUAGGUAUUUAAGUAAGUCUGUAAGAAACGUAAUAAUUAUUUGUAUAUGCUUUUGUAUGUUUUUAUAGUACAUAUAUUUUAUUCAUCAUAUUAUUUGCAAUCUGCUCCUCUAUAACAGCCAUAAUCAGAUAAGAUGCUAUCUUAAAUGAAAGUCUAAGUUAUAAAGAGCAAUCCAUUGACAACUCUCUCAGUACUUUGUGAAGCUCUUCAAGCCCUAAUGUCCAGGUUCAAUACAAGACCUUCGUCUCAACCUUGUAGAUUGUUGUACUGUGAGCAGUUUUUCAAUAGUCUAUAUGACUAUAUCCUGUGCAAAAAGACA
Messenger RNA from Galleria mellonella (greater wax moth), 4089 nucleotides. RefSeq lists its product as uncharacterized. The coding region runs from base 1632 to 3545 and encodes 637 amino acids. The transcript has 4 exons. Lineage: Eukaryota; Metazoa; Arthropoda; Insecta; Lepidoptera; Pyralidae. The record is from RefSeq and is a predicted model, not a curated record.